Molecule: messenger RNA, 462 nt
Organism: Adineta steineri
Lineage: Eukaryota; Metazoa; Rotifera; Eurotatoria; Adinetida; Adinetidae
Source: the annotation of a GenBank genome assembly
AUGGAUCAAAUACUGGAUGAUGAAGGUAUUGAAGAAAAUGUAGAUCCUCGCUCAGAAAAUGUGUCAUUAGGACGGGAAGAAUAUGGUUUUUCUGAUGCAAAUGAUUCUUCUGUGGUUGCUUUUCAAAAUGGGGCAAUUCAACAAUUUCAAACAGCUGGAAAUACAUCUAUUCAAAAUAUUGGUACUGGUGCUACCAAUGAUUUUUGGCUUAACUCAAAUGGUAAUCAUGGUUUUGAAGCUGCAAGAAAUAUAAUACUUAGUGACAAAGUAACAACUUAUGAAACUGGUCAGCUAUUGAUCGAUGAUAUGACACUCUGCAUCUUACCAACACCGACUACAGGUAAUACAGCGCUAUUGUAUAUGAGAAAUGUGCUGUUAGUCUAUGCUGUUCCUUUAAACACCUACCUUUAUCAUGUAAAUUGUGAUAAAAACCAACUUAUCUACAACGUAGCUGUAUUUUAG